AUGCAUGGUUUCCAUUUUGCAGAUGACAAAAUAGCAAUGCAUGUUGAGGCAGUGCUGUGCGAGAUGCCAAGCACGUUGUUCCAUGGCGUGUGCGCUGUCGGCAGUAACUGUGCCAGAAUAUGCAAGAAAGAAGGUUAUCUGACCGGGAAAUGCAAGGGGGUGUUGCCAAAAUGCAUUUGCUUACAAGAUUGUGGCGGGAAACCACCCGAGGUUCCUCCACCUGAGGGACCACCUGAAGUUCCCCCACCAGAGAGUCCCCCACCUGAAGUGUCCCACCUAAGGGACCACCUGAAGUUCCCCGCCCCGAAGUUCCCCCACCUGAAGUUCCCCCACCCGAAGGACCUACAAAACCUCCGGGUACGCCUCACCCACCGCAGCCCCCAGUGA
Molecule: messenger RNA, 387 nt
Organism: Striga hermonthica
Lineage: Eukaryota; Viridiplantae; Streptophyta; Magnoliopsida; Lamiales; Orobanchaceae
Source: the annotation of a GenBank genome assembly